AGGCAGCGCGUCCUCGCCUCGCCCCCGCCUUCCGGGGCGGAGCCUCCUCCCACCCCGCCCCGCUCCUCACAGCGCCCAGCCAGUCUCCCGGCGCCCCGCCUUGCAAACUGGCUAAGGUCUGUCAUUCGUUCAACAAACACUAGCUCUGCGCCCAGGACCCUGCAGGGUCGCAGAGGCGGGCCUGCCCUCUCGGUACCAAGUCCAGAGGGGGACGGCCAUCAGAGAGACACGAAACAGCUCUCAUCGCAGAGAUGGUGGCAACUUUCUUAAGGGCCCCAGAGGCUUAACAAUAACAACAGAACAAAAAUAAUCCCUAACGUUCAUUGAGAGUUUACCGCGUGCGGCUUAACCGCACCUUAGGAAGCAGUAGCAUAUUAAAAUGCAGGCUUGUUUUUUCCAUUUUGCAAAGUAGAAUACUGAGGUUUGGGAAGGUUAGGUGUGAAUUGCCGAGGUCACAGCGGUAGGAAGUGGCGGAGUCGAGAGGCCAGCUCCGUUUGGCUCCAGGUCUCGCGCCCUCACCCACCGCGGGCCGCAAGUCACCAGCUGGACUGCGUGCUGUGCCCGGUCUAGAGUGCCGCCUUCUGACUAGGGUGGGAUUCGCGCGUCGGGCGCGGUUUGGGCCGGGCUCUCUGCCCCUCCCCGGGGGCGAGGGGCAAGUGACGUCACGACCGCCUUAAGACCCCUCUCGCCUCCGCCCCAUAGAACAUUCUGCUACCUCCUACGAACCAUUCUGUAGUUCUCUGCAGGUGUGCCGAGGGUAAGUUGGGGGGGGUACCGGGAAGAAGACGCACCGAGGGGCCUGGGUGCAGGGUUCGUGGCAGCAUGAGUGAAGUGCGUGUGGACAACCCGGGCUGCGCUCCUUGCGGUGAGACCCCGGGUUUGGGGCUGCGCCGCAGCCGCCGAGUAGGUUGGGUCCUUUGGCGGCUCCGGAGGGCUUAAACACCCCUCCCCCUCCCCAGGCACCGACAAAGGCACCGAAACCCCUGGCGCCCCUCCCCCAUCUGCGCUGCCUCUCAGGGGCGGGAAUCCCCUCCCCCUCACCUGAGGGAGCGGACCCUGCCCCUGGCGUCGCCAUUAAACUCCUCCAGGACGCGCGGUCCCCAGCUGGGGCCGGCCCAGAGGCCGGGCACCCUCCUUCAGGGCUGAGGGCGGGCUGGGGCGCGCGGACUGAGCCGAACCGGGAAGGUAUGGAAAGCACAUGGCGCGCUCAGGGGUGGCUAGGCCGGCGCAGUCCGUCCCUAACCUGGGGCUAGGAUGGCGCGGCCACACCCGGUCACCUUCCCUGGGGCCGGGGUGGGGAGGCCAUGGAGAAGCGAAUCCAGAGCCUACCCUCCAGCCAUACGGCUAGGGCCGCGCUAUGUUUGGGUCCAAGACGUGUGGGAAAACCUGUUGAACCCUAAAGCUGACCCCCUGUGGCCGCCUCCACCAGUUGGGAUGUGAGGAGGAGACAGGUACCGAGUGCUUAGAGGGCUGGGGGCUAGGGAAGCUGCAUCCUGAGGCGACACUAAUGUGACAUUUUUGGGGAAGAAUGCACAAGAAAAUGACCCCAGCGUGGGGGGUACCCUCUGCAGAAGGGCCGGAGGGCCAGGGUCGAGGGUGGCCUUGGGGAAGAAGGAUUAAUGGUUUCUGUUAUUUCUUUUCCAUCCGGAUUGGCUGGGCCUGGGCCGCCAGCCACCCGGGUAAGGUACCUGGGCAACCUUCUGGCCUGGAGAGGGCGGCUGGGGAGGCCUAGGCCGGGAAAGACAGCAUCCUGAGCUCACAUUGGUAACCAGGGGUUUGGACACCAACUUUGGUGUUAAAGCUGCCAAGUUUUGAGCCUGAAGUUCAUGGCUAUCUGUGCCCCCACAGAAAGCACCUGUAGAUGACACUGUUCACCCCACUUUUUGCCACUUUGUUGCUUGAUAAACCUUAGUCAAAGUGGACACACCAUAAACUAGCCUGCUAUUUUUUGCCUUCUUCACUUUCAGGACAGGCUUGCUUGCUUACUCACCAUUGUAAGCCAAUGCCUGUCACCUAACUGGGGAGAAAAAGAGAUGCUAAAGUAUUAAAGGCCCAUUUUGCCAGUGAUAAAAUGAGGCUCAGGGAGUGUGCUUUUGCCCAUGUGACGGGACAGUGUCCCAACUCCCAGGGUCCAUGUUCUUGCUUGUCCUGUGUGGUGGCAAAGGCUUGCAGCGUGGGGUUAGUGGAAGGCGGUGAGUUCAGUGUUGCUCUACUUCUGUUCCCUCAAAGCUCCUGGACCUUGCCAUGGCCUCCACUGGUCUACAGAUCCUUGGGAUCAUCCUGACGAUGCUUGGCUGGCUGAAUGCCCUGGUAUCCUGCACCCUGCCCAUGUGGAAGGUGACUGCCUUUAUCGGCAGCAGUAUCAUGGUGGCCCAGGUGAUGUGGGAGGGGCUGUGGAUGUCCUGCGUGGUGCAGAGCACGGGCCAGAUGCAGUGCAAGGUGUACGACUCACUGCUGGCGCUGCCACAGGACCUGCAGGCCGCCCGUGCCCUCUGUGUCAUUGCCCUUCUGGUGGCCCUGCUCGGCCUGCUGGUCUACCUUGCCGGGGCCAAGUGCACCACCUGUGUGGAGGACAAGGACUUCAAGGCUCGCCUGGUGCUCACCUCGGGGAUCAUCUUCAUCAUCUCAGGGGUCCUGGCCCUAAUCCCUGUUUGCUGGACAGCCAACACCAUCAUCCGUGACUUCUACAACCCCUUGGUGCUUGAGUCCCAAAAACGAGAGCUGGGGGCCUCCCUCUACCUGGGGUGGGCUGCCUCUGGCCUUUUGUUGCUGGGCGGGGGGCUUCUGUGCUGCACAUGCCCCUCUGGGAGAUCUCAGGGCUCCAGCCAUUACAUAGCCCACUACUCAGCAUCUGCCCCGCAGGGCAACUCUCGGGGGCCCUCCGAGUACCCCACCAAGAAUUACGUGUGA
Messenger RNA from Loxodonta africana (African savanna elephant), 2910 nucleotides. RefSeq names its product claudin 6 (gene CLDN6). NCBI's taxonomy places the organism in Eukaryota, Metazoa, Chordata, Mammalia, Proboscidea, Elephantidae. Gene Ontology annotation, molecular function: structural molecule activity. Gene Ontology annotation, cellular component: bicellular tight junction; plasma membrane. The coding region runs from base 2245 to 2910 and encodes 221 amino acids. The record is from RefSeq and is a predicted model, not a curated record. Gene Ontology annotation, biological process: cell adhesion; bicellular tight junction assembly. The transcript has a single exon.